CAGCUAAAAAGAACCCAUUCGCGCCAUAGAAAAGAGUCGGAUUGCCAAACACCGAGCGAGCAUAGCAAGCGAUAGAUAUGGUGAAGAGGUGCGUUUUGGGUUGUUAUCCGCACAAAACCUUGUUCCCUUUUCCCAAGCUACCGUGGUUGCGAGCCCGCUGGCUCGAAUUUUUGCAUUUUGAGGAAGGAGGAAUAUCAGAGAGUUCGCGUUUGUGUGCGAAGCAUUUUGCCCGAGAAUGCUUCACAAAUUUACAGCAGUAUGAAAUGGGCUUCGCUGACUUUCUUAGUUUGAUAGACAUGGCUGUCCCGACGAUAUACACCGUUGGUUCGGCACCGACUGUGAAGCCAAUGACACGAGAGGUAGGCUGCCAAUGUAAUGCUCCAGUUCUGAAGAGUGUGGCGGUCCAAGCAGUGCGCACCCAAAAAAAGCCAAAACGGAGAAGUAAAGCCAUUCAGGUGAGACCUCUUGUGAGUCACUGUGCUAGUGUGUCCUGCUCCGAUGAGGAUUUUCCCGUCAAAUCUGAAUCUUCAUUCACAUUAACACCAAUUAAAAGACCACGCAUGGAGGAUUCCCCAGAGGGGUCGCCAUACAGCUCAGAAGAACCAACAGAUGACACCCGCAUACCUAAUAUAAUUAAAGAAGAUGACAUAAAGCUUGAGCCCUGUGAGUCUUCGUAUAUCGUCGUCACCAUCUGAAUCCUCCAUUUCAUCAUCUGCAGAGAACAGAAUCUGACCAGCACAGGAGGAAGAGAGCAAAGAGAAAAAGACUGUGUUCAACUAAUCUUUUUUUUAAACAAAGAUGAUACUGACACUUCUAAAAAGUGUAAUACACCUUGCAAAACUUUAAGUAGGCAUUCUCCAUUCCAUUUUGUCUGAACUGCUCAUGCCUUUGUCAGUGAGAAAGACUUGACUCUUCUGUAGUUACAUUGUGUAAUAAGACCAACGGGAAAUGAACUAUACUCUCAUUCCGGGUUAAUAAUCAAGGAACUUUGCUGAUGUACCAUGGGUCCAACAGGCGCAAUGAUAUUAUGCAGUGCCUGAAAAUAGUCCCCAGCCUGGUAACCAUGGUUCAGCAGCAAAGUUCCUUGAUUAUUAAGCCGGAAUGAGAGUAUGGUUCAUUUCCCGUUGGUCUUAUUACACAAUGUAACUACAGAAGAGUCAAGUUUUAAAUAGGAAAAAUACUGAAACCCUUUGGUCAUUUUUGAGUGAGAUGCUAAUGGUCUAAUCAGAUUCAACGAUCUAUGCUGAGCUGCAGCUUAAGUGCUACCGCCAGACCCGGAGAUCAGAUGAAUGGAUUAGAAAAUGGUAAAACUCAACUGUUUAACUAGGGGAGUUGGAAAAUGAGCAUAUUUUCAAAAUAGGGUUAGAAUGCUGCUUCUUUAGAUUGUAAACUCACUGUGACUUAUCAUUGUUACACAUACUUCCAGUCUGAAGUGUUGGGAAAGGAGCUGUCAUGCACCUGUAAUGGUAAUGCAGAUGUACUGAGAAAAAAAAAAAAGAGGAUGUCCCAUCUAGGACUUGGGUAGAGGGAUGAUUUUGAAUAUAACACUGUAGGUCAAGAGAAAGCCUAAAAUAUGAAUUCUGUCAUGUUUAGUGGUUGUUUAAGGGGCAGCUAAAGUGUGUUGCCAAAUCAAGUCUAUGUCUAGAUUCAGAUCUCCAAUGUUUAGACUCUGUUGAUUGUUUUGAUAGUGUUUCAUACAUUCAAUGAACUAUUAAAUGUUAUUUAUGAUA
Messenger RNA from Carassius gibelio (silver crucian carp), 1730 nucleotides. RefSeq lists its product as uncharacterized. The transcript has 4 exons. Bases 78 to 695 code for a protein of 205 amino acids. The record is from RefSeq and is a predicted model, not a curated record. Lineage: Eukaryota; Metazoa; Chordata; Actinopteri; Cypriniformes; Cyprinidae.